Molecule: messenger RNA, 1074 nt
Organism: Zygotorulaspora mrakii
Lineage: Eukaryota; Fungi; Ascomycota; Saccharomycetes; Saccharomycetales; Saccharomycetaceae
Gene: SUA7
Product: transcription factor TFIIB
Exons: 1
Coding region: 1-1074 (357 amino acids)
Biological process (GO): transcription initiation at RNA polymerase II promoter; transcription preinitiation complex assembly
Cellular component (GO): nucleus; transcription preinitiation complex
Molecular function (GO): RNA polymerase II general transcription initiation factor activity; TBP-class protein binding
Source: RefSeq, a predicted model, not a curated record
AUGUCGGCACCAGCUGCAGUUUUAGCCCGUGAAAGAAAUGGUAGAAGAGGACCAAAUCUUAAUAUUGUUCUAACCUGUCCAGAAUGCAAAGUUUACCCACCCAAGGUAGCGGAAAGGUUUAGCGAAGGUGAUAUUGUAUGCGCCUUGUGUGGACUAGUGCUGUCUGACAGACUGGUUGACACGCGAUCCGAGUGGCGUACUUUCUCGAACGAUGACCAAAACGGUGAUGAUCCUAGUCGUGUUGGUGAGGCGUCCAAUCCAUUGUUGGAUGGAAACAGCUUAUCGACAAGAAUAGGGCAAGGAGAAAGCGGUGAUGUGCGUGCCAUGAGGGAUUUGAAUAGAGCACAGGAGAAAAAUGUGAUGGACAAAAAGGAUAAUGAACUGCAAGCUGUGUUUGCCAAAAUCACAAUGCUUUGUGAUGCGGCGGAACUGCCUAAGAUCGUAAAAGAUUGUGCAAAGGAGGCAUACAAGCUCUGUCAUGAUGAAAAAACACUCAAGGGUAAAUCGACGGAAAGCAUAAUGGCUGCAGCUAUUCUUAUGGGAUGUAGACGUGCUGAAGUGGCGAGAACAUUCAAAGAGAUUCAAUCCAUCAUUCAUGUUAAAACCAAAGAAUUUUUCAAAACACUAGGAAUAAUGAAAGCCAUCCUAAGAGAAAAGAGUUCUGAUGGUCUUAUCAAGAUUGAUACUGAUAAUAUGAGUGGAGCUCAAAAUUUGACAUAUAUUCCAAGAUUUUGUUCUCAUUUGGGACUACCGAUGCAAGUUACAACAGCUGCUGAAUAUACCGCUAAAAAAUGUAAGGAAAUCGAAGAAAUUGCCGGUAAGUCUCCGAUUACCAUUGCAGUGGUUUCUAUUUAUCUUAACAUUUUACUGUUCAAGUUACCUGUAUCUGCUGCCAAGGUUGGCCAGAUAUUACAAGUUACAGAGGGGACUAUAAAAUCUGGUUAUAAGAUCCUGUACGAACACAGGGAGAAGAUUGUUGAUCCGCAAUUGAUUGCCAAUGGUACUGUGUCAUUUGAUAACUUGCCAAGGGUUGAUAAAGACAGAUCUUCAAAAGCAGAAAGGAAAAAAGAGUGA